Molecule: messenger RNA, 2659 nt
Organism: Ornithodoros turicata
Lineage: Eukaryota; Metazoa; Arthropoda; Arachnida; Ixodida; Argasidae
Exons: 9
Coding region: 244-2358 (704 amino acids)
Source: RefSeq, a predicted model, not a curated record
CGAACUGCCAUUCACCCAUUCACCACGCGCGCAUGACAAGUUUUGGUUUUCACUUUCAAACUUCCCGUAUCCCAUAGCAACGGUGUAAACUGAAAUGGUUGAGCACUCAUGAGUUCCGUGUAAUUACUACGCCAAUCGCGGGAAAGCGCAGCUUUACAACGAAACAAAAAGCGAAAAUUUCGUAUCGAUUCGUCGAGGUCGUGGUGUUUCGCACGGGUGGGCUUUUCUGAACUUUUGGCAGGGAUGAAUGAGCAUACGUCGCUGUACGAGUACUGGAGAAGCCUCCUCAUGGAAGAACAGCACAAUGAAGAGAGAAAUAACAGGUUGAUGCGCAAGUUGGACGAGAUAGAACAGCGCACAAGCAUGCUCAACGAACGUUCCGAACGACUCAAGCAGCUAAGGGAAAACCUAUCUGAUUUGAUAAGGCAGAGAUACCUGUCAGAAGAUGAAGUAGGUCCUGGUGGAAAUUUUUUCUCAAAAAGCCAAGACUACAGCCCUCCCGAAUACAUUCCCGACCCCAUCCUCCUGGGCCUGUCCACACCCCCGUGGGUUGGGUACGACCCAACGAAACCCCUCCUUCCCCCGAAGCAAGACAGCAUACCAAAAUGGACCAGCCCUACGCCUCCACCUACAGUACCCACGGCUCCACCUAUGGGAAGCAGUCCGGACUCGCCACCGCGUCCCACGUCGAACGACAAGGUGGUUCCUACUUUGAGGGAAGAGGAAAAAAGUGCGGCGAAACAGAAAGUGACUUGGAUGAACCAGUUUCCGGGCGCGGGAGCAGAUUUCUCUCUCUUUGAGCCGUCCAUUUCGUGGCUUCCAGACGGCGGCGAGUUUUACCGUACCACCAGUGCACUGGAAAGCAGACAAGCGAUGGCUCGACCAAUGUACUGCCGCGAGGAAACAAAGUCUGUAGUUCCACCACCACCUCCCUCAGUUAUGAGUCAGUACUCCUACUACGUCCCUAACAACAUGGCUCUCGCAGCACAGACCCAAGAAGUCGUCUCGACUUCGACCACUAUUCCCGACCUGAAUACCAUGCAAAUCACCCACACGACCGACGUCCUCUUGAGCGACGAUACGAGACAGGACGUCGGGCAAGAUGCGAGCGAAAAAUUAAAAGGCGGGAAGACGAAGCCGCAAGACACUACGAGAAAAGAACCGAAGAAGGUCGCUGGGGGCACGAAACAAAUAGCUGGGGGCAGAGGAAAAAGUAACCAGCAGAGCUGGAGCGAGUCGUCGAAGGAAGCUAAAAAGACGGAAAGUCGAGAACCUCCCGUGAGGCCGCCAAGGAAUCCUCACAGACGCAGAGCACCUACGGAACCUCUCAGACAGGAAGCGAAGAAAGCAGACCCGCGGGAUACAAAGCCCAAAGCUAGUAUAAAAGUGGGCACAGGACAGCAGGAUUCGUCGAAGAAGGAGACCUCCGAAGAAGACAGCUCGGAACGUUCGAAAACUACUUUUAAGGAAAGUAGCUACAGGCAGGAACUUUACGAACAGAAGCAGCAGCUUGACAAGGAGGAGCGAGAAACCGAGAAAAGUGAAGCGGAUAAUGCUGUUCCAAAAGCCGUCACUUGGAGGAACGAUGAGACGCCUCGCGAACCUCAAGGCCCCGAUGUCCCGCGGAAGGAUACUUCCGGCUCUACGAAAAAAGAUGGGGAUCGAGAAAGGGGGGACAAGACGAUGGAUGCAGAUUCCUCGCGCUUUCAGAAGGAUACCGUGCAUUCCGAACGUUCGCAGGACAGUGGCGAUAAGCACGGAGACCAAACAUCUAGGAGUAGUAAGCCAAGAGAGAUCGGUAGAACCCCCACUAAAAAGCAGCGUAGUUGCACUUCGAGCUCGUCCAGCAGUUCAACAUCUAGCAGCUCUUCCUCGUCAUCGUCCAGCAAAGACAGCAUUCGCAGGGAAGCAGCUGCUCUUUCAGAUACGAAGGCCAACCUGUCUGAGGACAACAGCGAAGACAGCUUUUUCGACAAAGAAGUAGCAAUAAAAGACACACCAGCUUAUCACAUGCUCCUGGGUCAGACACCAGUGGCCACAAAAGAACAGACACCAGCGUCCGAACAUCCCUCCGAGAGCAGCAACGAGAUAGAAAAUGAGCUGGUGGUUGCCGUCAUGUCGACGCAGUCUUCUAAGCAAAAAGCAAAGGAUCCUGACAAAACAUCCGACCAUGGAAGCAAUGCUAGCACGCCCCCUGAAUAUGACGUGGCUUCUGUUAACGUGCAUAACAUAAUUUCAGCGAGGGUACGACAGAAGGUUCCGUCCCUGCUUUCACGAAAAGUUUUAGGCUUGGACAUGUAUUCAGCACCGGCACUACCGAGAAAGAAAAGCGAUGACGACGACAGCUUCUUCGACUGACCAACAUUUCCGGAUCAAGCGGGCCUUUGAGAAUACGCAUACUCAAGAUGGGAAAAACUGUGUUAGAGAGCGCCUGACUUGCAUGCAGCCUUGCAAGAAUUUUAUCAACCCUUCCACUGCUUUGUGAAACUAUUUAUUUAUUUUCUACAAAGUGCACGUAUACCACUCAUACUUUUGCACCAUUUCAAAUCUGAAACCUGUAAAUAUCUUGACAAUGACCUCAUGUCUUUAUUUUUUCUUUUUUUGUUAUCUGAGGAACUUCACCUAGAUUAUGUAAUGGAAGAAUAAAAAUAUGCAACCC